GAUUAUGCUCAGGUGAAAGCAGAUGGUUACUUCCUGGAAAGGUUAGAGGUCCGCUGAAUUUGUUGUACGUUGUCUUUGCACCUCACUCCACCUUGAGUUCCACUUGACUGUGCUUGAGUAACACUCACGACAAACAGCCUUGAAGUUAGGUCAGCUUAACGUUAUGCUCCAUUUAAAAGUGACAAAACUGUCCAGAGGAGAAAUUACAAAAACAGCAGAUGCUCUCCUGUACACUAGAGCAACCCGGUUCAAGCUGGACAAAUAUUCCAUUAUGUUAUAUUAUAAAACAGCAUGGUUAGUUAUAAGGACUGAGAAAAUGAGAUGAGUUAUGAUUGUUCAUUUGCUUUUAAUUAUGGUUUGUUGGGCUGAUGGCUUCAGAUAUUCUGUUUAGCCAUAACAUUUGAUUAAAUUAGCAAUUUUGUCACAUUAACCUUUUUGGGUUAGUUCAUGCAUAACAAUCUCACUGAAAUAAAGGAUUAUUUUGAGCUAAUUACAGCAAUUAUGGUUAUAUUGUUGGAGUGUCACUGAAAGAGAACGGGGAUCAAAUCAGCAAUAUUCAUGCUCAUAUUUAAUGUUCAUACUCAUAUUUAAUAUUCAUGCUCAUAUUUAAUAUUCAUACUCAUAUUUAAUGUUCAUACUCAUUUUAUGUUAACUUAUUAUGAAAGGUAGUAUCUGCUCUUGAAUUAUCAGACUACGAUUGCAUAUCUGUUCACACACCACAACCUUCAACCUCAUUACCUGUGACGUUGGUCCAUUUGCCCCAAUGCAAACUCCCUUAUCCUCUCUCCCGCUCUAUUCUGUCUACAACCAGACUUUGAUAAAGGAGAAGUGAGUGAGAAGAGUGUUUUGACCUUUUAGGUGUUUGAAUUAUUUACAGGACAAAUAGUGGAGGCUUUCAGAGCUCAUUUGUCUAGGUGCUGCUCUUUAGGAAGGAGAAAAGAAAGGCUGAAUCGUUCCCUCUCAUUUAGCUGCUUCUGUUCUGCUGUGUUGAGCUCCACUGUGUUCAUGGACUAACACACACACACACACACACACACACACACACACACACACACACACACACACACACACACACACACACACACACACACACACACACACUGGACUAAUAUAGAGACACCUGGCUCCCUCCCUGCCUGCCUGGGCCUACUUGUCAUUUCACCUCCAUGUUCAUUUGUUCCUUCCUUCCAUCCCUCCCUGCCAAUAUCCCCAUCUAUUGCAUUGGAAAAAGGCUAUGGCUUUGGACUUGGGCUUACUUGAUCCGACACCCGCAUACUGAAAAAGUACUUCACCUCCCACCCAAUCCUUAUCCAGUUCCUAUUAAUAUUGCCUAUUGCCUCUGCCGCUUCCCAAGGCUUUCUACCCUGCUCUAAUUUCUCACUAGGAAGCCUGGUUCAGGGUUGGAUCAUGGAUGCUGAUCUCUCCUCUUAUAAUAAACUUAAUUCCUGACACGGAAUAGGGGGCGCGCUAGUAGGAACCUUUUUCAUAUCAUUAUUAUUUUGGUGCACACUCACAGCCGCGCGCUCAUCCCCAGCCGGUGUCAGGGGUUCAGUCGUCAAAUAUCCUGGCAGAGAGAGAGCGAGCCGGGAACCCUUGUACAGUUACCCCUUUUAUUUUCAUGCCAUUUAAAUCCCUCCACAUAGAUGGGAUAUUGCCCGCCCGACUGCUAUCGCUAUAGCGCCCUGUAAAUGAGAUAGCGGUCUAUUUCUCUGGGUUGCUAGGCUGCAGGCUUUACUGAGUUAAUUAAAGCUGGGCUGCGUUCACUAAGUCAGAGAGAGAGAGAGAGAGGGAGAGAGAACCCCUUGCCAAUACUAAAGCGUGUCACCACCUUCGCCAACCCCAAGUCUCUCUCAUUCCAAUGCUAACAGGUUUUUGCUUCUAUUCAGUAUAGUAUAUUAUGGAAACCUAUGGAGCAUGUACUGUAUAGAAUACAAAAGCUCUCAUUGCAAGGUUAUACACUACAUGAUCAAAAGUAUGUGGACACCUGAAUGUCGAACAUCUCAUUCCAAAAUCAUGGGCAUUAAUAUGGAGUUGGUCCCCCCAUUUGCUGCUAUAACAGCCUCCACUCUUCUGGGAAGGCUUUACACUAGAUAUUGGAACAUUGCUGCCAUUCAGCUACAAGAGCAUUAGUUAGGUCGGGCACUGAUGUUGGGUGAUUACGCCUGGCUCGCAGUCGGCGUUCCAAUUCAUCCCAAAGGUGUUCGAUGGGGUUGAGGUCAGGGCUCUGUGCAGGCCAGUCAAGUUCUUCCACACCGAUCUCGACAAACCAUUUCUGUAUGGAACUUACUUUGUGCACGGGGGCAUUGUCAUGCUGAAACAGGAAAGGGCCUUCCCCAAACUGUUGCCACAAAGUUGGAAACACAGAAUCGUCUAGAAUGUCAUUGUAUGCUGUAGCGUUAAGAUUUCCCUUCACUGGAACUAAGGGGCCUAGCCCGAACCAUUAAAAACAGCCCCAGACCAUUAUUCCUCCUCCACCAAACUUUACAGUUGGCACUAUGCAUUCAGGCAGGUAGUGUUCUCCUGGCAUCCGCCAAACCCAGAUUAGUCCAUUGGACUGCCAGAUGGCAUGAUUCAUCACUCCAGAGAAUGUGUUUCCACUGCUCCAGAGUCCACUUGUGGCGAGCUUUACACCCCUCCAGCCGACGCUUGGCAUUGCACAUGGUGAUCUUAGGCUUGUGUGCGGCUGCUCGGUCAUGGAAACCCAUUUCAUGAAGCUAUCGACAAACAGUUAUUGUGCUGACGUUCCUUCCAGAGGCAGUUUUGAACUCCGUAGUGAGUGUUGCAACCGAGGACAGACGGUUUUUACACACUUCAGCACUCGCCGGUUCCAUUCUUUGAACCGUUGUUGCUCCUAGACAUUUCCACUUCACAAUAACAGCACUUACAGUUGACCGGGGCAGCUCUAGCAGGGCAGAAAUUUGACGAACUGACUUGUUGGAAAGGUGGCAUCCUAUGAUGGUACCACGUUGAAAGUCACUGAGCUCUUCAGUAAGGCAAUCUACUGCCAAUGUUUGUCUAUGGAGAUUGCUUGGCUGUGUGCUCGAUUUUAUACACCUGUCAGCAAUGGGUGUGGCUGAAAUAGCCGAAUCCACUAAUUUGAAGGGGUGUCCACAUAUUUUUGUAUAUAAUAGUGUAUGUUAAUGUUCAGUCAUGCUUUCUCUUUUAACUAAUUUUUUUGCAUAUGUUUUCUAAUAAAAGGGUAGACUGCAGGACUUGAGGUUGCUUUUGAAAGUGUUUUCAGUGGAGAAACACAAACUGCAGCUCAUGAUGUAGACUAUGCCCUCUGAACUAGUGGAAAUGGGUUUCUGUCAUUGUUAAUUAACGUGUUCAUAUGUUUCUCAGGCUGGUUCUGUUUGGCGAUUUCAUUAAUACACAAUAAUGGAUUAAAGAUACAACAAAGGAAAAUCUAAAUCUAGCAGGCAGAGAUUUCUUUGAUCCUUUCAGGUUUGAAAAGACGUGGCCUUGACAUAUAUAAUGAUGGGCCAUUAACAAAAUAAAGACACAAAUUAACCUGUGGACUUAACGUUCAGGUAACUGCCAAAAUAAUGGAAAACACUUGAGUAAUGAGGGAUACAAAGUAUAUUGAAAGCAAGUACUUCCACACAGGUGUGGUUCCUGAGUUAAUUAAGCAAUUAACAUCCCAUCACGCUUAGGGUCAUGUAUAAAAAUGCUUGGCAGACCAUUAUUUUGGCUACCAUGGCUAUGCCCCCAUAGCAUGACAAUGCUCCCAUCCACAGGGCAGGAGUGGUCACUGAAUGGUUUGAUGAGCAUGUAAACGAUGUAAACCAUACGCCAUUGGCUGUCUCAGUCACCAGAUCUCAACCCAAUUGAACACUUAUGGGAGAUUCUGGAGUGGUGCCUGAGUCAGUGCUUUCAACCACCAUCAACAAAACACCAAAUGAUGGAAUUUCUCGUGGAAGAAUGGUGUCACAUCCCUCCAAUAGAUUUCCAGACAGUUGUAGAAUCUAUGCCAAGGUUCAUUGAAGCUGUUCUGGCUCGUGGUGGCCCAACGCCCUAUUAAGACACUUUGUUGGCGUUUCCAUUAUUUUUGGCAUUUACCUGUAAAUUAUCCUCUGCCGAGUCCCCAACAACCGAAUCUUCCGUUUUUCAGGGGAAAUGGAAAGAGCGCCUGUGCUGCGACUUCCACUUUUGGACGUGAACAAGACGACACCACAGACUAUCCAUUAUAUUGACCAGAUACGCCGCUCUAACAAUUAAAAAUGUCUUCAAAAAUGGAAGGGAGGGAGGGACCAUUCGAGCCAAUGAGGGCAGAUACGCGUAUACAGUAUGAAAAUGUAUGCACUCACUAACUGUAAAUCGCUCUGGAUAAGAGUGUCUGCUAAAUUACUAAAAUGUACAACAGGCACGACGAUAUCCACUAGUUACCACAGCCACAAAGUCAAAAUGGGCGAUAUCGUAAAAAUUAAUGAAAGCAAAAAUUAGCUUUCUUUGAGGUUAGGCAUAAGGUUAGCAGUGUGGUUAGGGUUAGGUUUAAAAUCACAUUUUAAGGAGCGAAAUUGUAGAAAUAGGCGGGGUUUAUGAUUUUGUGGCGGUGGUAACUAGUGACGACCAGGCAGAACUCUGAUGGUGUUUUUUCUCAAAGUUACCAAGAUGUCAUGUGUCCUAUUUAUAUCAGUACACUCGUAACAACCUAAUCAUUACGUAACUUAUAUUCGAUCAAAUAAGCCACACAGUAAAUAAGCCAUAUUUUUGUUUUAUUUAUUAACCAAUAUCGACACUCAUUGACCUCCAUAUAAAAACUCUUUGCUUGGUGAGCGAAAUAAACAUAACAAUUCCACCUGCUGGAGAAGAGGUUUUGGCUCAAGUUAUGCCUCUCGCUUCGCCUCUUCCUCUCUGGCAACACUCCACCUUAACUCCUCCACAUUUACUGGAUUGGUUGAACAGUGCAGGAGAGAACCUCCCCCGACAUGUAUUAUUAUUAUUUUUUCUUUCUCGUCAAGACCAGUAUGUAGGGGAUCUAGUUUCAGGCAUUUAUUUUAUGCCUGCUACGUUAUGUUACCUGUGAAAUGUAGUCCUAUUUUACUAAAAUUACAAGUCUUAUUUUGAUAGGCAUUUUUGGUGGGGGUUACUGGGAAGCACUUCAUGAGAAAUGUUGUUGUAAACAGGGCAAAAUAAGUACAUUUAAUUGAUUGGUCUUUCUUUUCCUCUUUCCCCGGCAGUAAGUACCAGGUGGUGGUGGAGGAAGAGCGCCCCCGACGGACACGGAGGGCGGCAGAGAUCCUGCGCUGCUACCCGGUGCCCAUCCACUUCCAGAACGCCACCGUGCUCAACUCACAGUACUACUUCACGGCCGAGCUGCCCAUGGGCGACAUCAAAACCCCGGUACCCUUCUGCAUCGGAGACAAUCGCACCUACAACGGCUACUGGAACGCCCCCCUCCUCCCCCACAAGAGCUACAGCAUCUACUACCAGGCUGUCAGCACAGCCAAUGGGGUGAGUGAGUGGGGAGAUGUUGGGGUGGCGAUUGGCUGCUGGGAUAUGUCCCAAAUCAGAGGCUGCUUAUUGAUUGGUUGGCUUGACAUGUCAGUCAUAGCUCGUUCACACCCCACAACAAGGUUGGAUGUGAAACUGAUGCCUUUUAACUGUGUUAUGCUUUUAACAGCUUUACAAAAACCCAUUUUGAAUUCAUUUGCACCCAUUGUUAAUAUCUGAUAAUGAACCACUUACCCUAAAUAAUCCUCAUUGUGAAAAGAAAAUGGCCCCUUAUUUAAAAGCACCUGUAGAAAAAUGACAUUCAUGUCGGUGUGGCAUUAUGGUACGUUAUGUCGUCUGGAUUGGUAUUUUUAAGUGCGUUCUUUCUUGGUCAUCUACAUUUUGUCCCACGCCCUCACAGCCAGGGUUAAUAUGCUACAGUCCAACCUACCUGACCACUCUCAUCUGCUGUCUCUUACUACUGUAGGAGACAGCACUGCCACCAAAAACAUAUGUAGUGAAAUACUUACAGUACAGCCUCAAUCCCAACAAAGUCAACUAAAGUCUAACCCACCACUCAAGUUCUAUCACUUCCCCAUUCACUGUGAAAACACCAGUCUGAAACGGAAAGUAAAGCAAACUGUACGAAUGCAGAAAAUUAGGAUCAAUGAACAGCCACAACAAGACUCUCCUUCAAGGCCUAUUUGAUAACCAAUCCAGCAUCAUAAUGGGCUAUAACCCAGUAUUCCAACCAACCCCAUUACACCCCCCCCUCCUAACCGCUAUAGUGCACUGUCAGUGGGAGAGUACAGCACAGCCAGAGGCCAGACAACCCUUUUAUCAAUGUCCUGCUGUUCAGAUUGCACAAAAUUCAAGUACGGCCAUUCACAAAUGCAUUAUUGACUCUAAAAAAAUAAAUACAAAAAUAUCUGCCAUCUCCCCAUUUUUGAAAUGCAAAUAAAUUAUCCCUAAUGAAAAGCCCAUCCUUUUUCUUCCUCUCCUCUGCUCUCCUCCUCUCCUCUGCUCUCAACCUCGGGCCAUUAGAUCAUUCACUGGCUCUAAUUGGAGAAAGACUAGCCGGGGGGGUUGAGACUAUGCUUGUCUCGUCUCGGUGCUCUGGUCUCACCUUCUGGUGGGGGAGCAGGGAUCCACACUAACCCCCUAAUGGAGGUCUGGGAGAGGAGCGGAGCGGGAUGUUCCGCCGUCUGACUCCCACUAAUGCUAAUAGGGUGCUGUGGGGCGGUAGAGGAGCAGCUAGCGGUACUGCUGUGUGUGCUUGUGUGUGUGUAAGUCCACAUUUCUAUGUGAGUUUCUGAUAAUACACACACACAUUACAGUUGAAGCCUCUGUGCUGACAUUUUAAACAGGAGACAGUUUCCACACAAAUUGCUGGGGUGGCUGGAGAGGAGAUCAGUAGGCCCUGGGUCUCUCUUCUGAGGAGAGAGAGAGCGAGAGAGAGAGACUGAAAACAUUUCCCGUUCCCCUCAGCCCUCUGGCCUCCGUUCAGAUCAGAGAAAGGACACCAGCUUCCAUGAGCCAGACUGGCACAUUGGAGGGAAAACAGCAUUCAAUACUGAACUCAGACCUAACUGAAAAUGGAGAUAUUCACAUUUUGUUAGUUUAAACCAGGUAUUCUAAUCCUAGAUUCUAAGUGAUCCAAAUCAUUCUAAAUAAACUACAGCCAGCUAUUCCAUUUACAUGCCAGUAUCUCGUUAAGUGCUGGUGAUAUUUGCCAUAUGGCAAGAUCUGGUUUCAAUGUCAUCAAGCAGCCCUAGUAGACAAGUCUCUUCUUUUCGCUGCCUUGUUGCUCCAGAGCUUUCUCCUCUCCCUACCUGAGUCACACACUCACACCAUCCUCCUGGUUGUUUUAAUUAUUCAGCGCACUCCACAGUUUAAUUUGUCGUCUCCUCAAUAAUGCAAUAAGCCACACAAGCAUUUUGCUGUCAUAAAACACGGGGGGAUUUAAGCAUAAGCCCCAAGUCACUUUCCUCGACCGCUUGAAUAUUAAUGCGGCGUUGCUUACAUUUACAUUUACAUUUUAGUCAUUUAGCAGACGCUCUUAUCCAGAGCGACUUACAGUUAGUGAAUACAUAUUUUUUUUUUUUUUUUUUUUUUUUUUUUUUUUUUUUUUUUUUUUUUUUUUUUUUUUUAUACUGCCCCCCCGUGGGAAUCGAACCCACAACCCUGGCGUUGCAAACGCCAUGCUCUAUCAACUGAGCUACAUCCCUACCGGCCAUUCCCUCCCCUACCCUGGACAACGCUGGGCCAAUUGUGCGCCGCCCAUGAGUCUCCCGGUCGCGGCCGGCUGCGACAGAGCCUGGAUUCGAACCAGGAUCUCUAGUAGCACAGUUAGCACUGCGAUGCAGUGCCUUAGACCACUGCGCCACUCAGGAGACAUUUGCUUUUCUGUGUUUGUUGGUUCCACGUUUGUAAGAAGAGCGAACGCAAAGCCGGGGUGGGGGUGGUAGAGCGUGUUUCAACAGUUAUUAGGUUCCUAGUCACAGCUGUACUCUGUCCACCAUCAACCUCCCCCUAAUCCACCAUCACAGGGCUUAGGAGACCCAACAUGGUGGUUUGCUGUACAGCUAGCUCCACUAUAGACAUUUUGAGGAGUGCACACCCACAUCUAAUGGAUACUGUAUGUGCAUAUGUUCCUGUGCAUAUCUCUGUGUACAGACUGUAUGUGCCCACUUGUAUGUGAGUGUGUGUGUGUGUGUGUGUGUGUGUGGAGCCUCAAGGUCGUGGUUGACUCUGGGUAUAAAGUGUAGUGCAGACUAGUCUCUGACAGCUGGCUGCUAGAUGCCAAGCGGAGGCGCUGAUCCACAGCCUCUCUCUCUCUCUCCCCUCUGUUGUACACCCCAGUCUGUCUGAGCAGAUUGGAACGAGCACAGCCUGACUGAGACUGAGAGGCAGCAGGUCCUACACAGCCUGACUGAGACUGAGAGGCAGCAGGUCCUACACAGCCUGACUGAGACUGAGAGGCAGCAGGUCCUACACAGCCUGACUGAGACUGAGAGGCAGCAGGUCCUACACAGCCUGACUGAGACUGAGAGGCAGCAGGUCCUACACAGCCUGACUGAGACUGAGAGGCAGCAGGUCCUACACAGCCUGGACUGAGACUGAGAGGCAGCAGGUCCUACACAGCCUGACUGAGACUGAGAGGCAGCAGGUCCUACACAGCCUGACUGAGACUGAGAGGCAGCAGGUCCUACACAGCCUGACUGAGACUGAGAGGCAGCAGGUCCUACACAGCCUGACUGAGACUGAGAGGCAGCAGGUCCUACACAGCCCUGACAGCUACAUAUGUUGCAAUUUGUUGUGACUGAGAACUGAUGCCUUUUCCCCUCUUUGUCCCUCUUUCUUUGUCUUUCUCUCUUUCUCUCUCUCCUCUGUUUCUUUCUUUUUUUCUCCCCUCGCAGGAGACCAAAAUCGAUUGUGUACGAGUGGCCACUAAAGGUAGGACUGGUCCCGUUGCAUGAAAGUAAUCUACCCACCGUUGAUUGAAAUUUGUUUCCCCUCUCUCUAUCACCCACACACACCCACACCCACACACACACACACACACACACACACACACACACACACCUGAAUGUUGCCAAGGUUUGUUUUGGCGCGACCACAGGUCUAUAACGCUCUACGCAGCUUUUCUUAUUAUCGGCUACUCAUGCUUUUUAGAGACUAAUGUUUGCUCAUUGGCCACUCACCUUGUUUCCUCUCACUCAAUUUGAUAGUGUACUUGUGUAAAGUGUUAAGUCGUAAGCAUUGGGCAUUUUCCUAUUAACAAUGUCCUCUACGCAAAAGCUUAAGCACACAACAUAAGCACACAACAGUAGCAGAUAAAGUUUUAAGUAAUAUAUACACUACCGGUCAAAUGUUUUAGAACAUCUACUCAUUCAAGGGUUUUUCUUUAUUUUUACUAUUUUCUACGUUGUAGAAUAUUAGUGAAGACAUCAAAACUAUGAAAUAACACAUAUGGAAUCAUGUAGUAACCUUCAAAUAGCCACCCUUUGCCUUGAUGACAGCUUUGCACACUCUUGGCAUUCUCUCAACCAGCUUCAUGAGGUAGUCUCCUGGAAUGCAUUUCAAUUAACAGGUUUGCCUUCUUAAAAGUAAAUCUGUGGAAUUUCUUUCCUUCUUAAUGCGUUUGUGCCAAUCAGUUGUGUUGUGACAAGGUAGGGGGGAGGGAGGGGGGGGGGGUAUACAGAAGAUAGCCCUAUUUGGUAAAAGACCAAGUCCAUAUUCUGGCAAGAACAUCUCAAAUAAGCAAAGAGAAACGACUGUCCAUCAUUACUUUAAGACAUGGUCAGUGAAUACGGAACAUUUCAAUAACUUUGAAAGUUUCUUCAAGUGCUAUGAUGAAACUGGACCAUAUGCUCAGCAUAUGUGGGACCUCCUUCAAGACUGUUGGAAAAGCAUUUCAGGUGAAGCUGGUUGAGAGAAUGCCAAGAGUGUGCAAAGCUGUCAUCAAGGCAAAGGGUGGCUAUUUGAAGAAUCUCAAAUAUAAAAUAUAUUUUGAUUUGUUUAACACUUUUUUGGUUACUGCAUGAUUCCAUAUGUUGUUUCAUAGUUUUGAUGUCUUCACUAUUAUUCUACAAUGCAGAAAAUAGUAAAAAUAAAGAAAAACCCUUGAAUGAGUAGGUGUGUCCAAACUUUUGACACUAUAUAUAUAUAUAUAUAUAUAUAUAUAUUUUUUUUUUUUUAUUUACCCCCUUUUUCUCCCCAAGUUCGUGAUUAUGGUCUUGUCUCAUCGCUGCAACUCUCCAACGGGCUCGGGAGAGGUGAAGGUCGAGUCAUGCGUCCUCCGAAACAUGACCCGCCAAGCCGCGCUUCUUAACACCCGCUCGCUUAACCCGGAAGCCAGCUGCACCAAUGUGUCGGAGGAAACACCGUUCAACUGACGACCGAAGUCAGCCUGCAUGCGCCCGGCCCGCCACAAGGAGUCGCUAGAGCACGAUGAGCCAAGUAAAGCCCCCCGGCCAAACCCUCCCCUAACCCGGACGACGCUGUGCCAAUUGUGCGCCGCCCGGUCACCCCAGGAUCGAACCCCAGGCUGUAGUGACGCUGCAGUAUACAGUCAAAUUAGUGUGUUUGUCUUUUUUCUAACAGAACCAAAAAACACCCACCAAAAUAAAAGAAGUUUCCACUCUAAAAACUUGGCCAGUAACCUGUCCAUUUGUCAGUAUCACACCCACCAGUAUGGUAGUUGGAUAUGCCUUGUAUAGUGCUAGUAGCCUCCAGGCCAUAGGACUGAGCUUGGCUAGCCAAAAGGCAUGCGCCCAAACUUUCACAAACCGCCUCCCCCAACAUGGGAGAUGUCGACAACAUGGGAGAUGUCGACCAAUCAUAGGAAAGGGAAAACAUUUAGAUUGCCAGCAGAUGGUCCAAGUUCUCAUUGCCCCCCCCCCAUAUUGGAUUCCAGUGGCGCUACUUAGCAAGCCGCACUGUCCACUUACUAGCACUAGCCAGGCAUUGGUGCUCCGCUGCACUGCAAUGUAAUUGUGUACAGAUGGUAGAUAAUCUAUUUGCCAUACUACAUGCCAUCUCUUUCUCAAGGUGCCAAGACUGGGCUAUAAUGCUAUAUGCUAAUGAGCGCUAUCUCCUGUAUCUUUUCCAACCCUUUUUAGCCGCGGAUGCUAAACAAGUUAGAAUUUUCAAAUCCCCCUUUUUCCCAUCAUAGAUUAUGAAAGGACUGUUUUUAUGCUUUUUUCUUUUUUUCAUUGCUUUCGCUAUCGUUUAUGGCAUUUUAAUCUGUUUUUUUAUUGGACCUGAGCGUUGUCACUUUAAGAGUAGCAUCUGCUAAUAGGUUCAGUGACUCUUGGGGUACUUGCCAGUCAUAGUGGUGGCAGCCAAUCAGAUCCCCCGAGGGGGUUGUGGUGCGAGACAAACUGCCCAUACAGAAGGCCAUAAGCAUGACAGUGAACUGAAUAUUGAGGAGAUUAGCGGCUCUAGCAGAAUGUUUAUAUCCAGUCCCAUAUCUCUAGAAUGGCUCCCUCAGGUUUGUAUGAAAGGCCUGUGUUAGUUCCCUCAUGGUGUUCACGAGUACAAAACACAAACAAGUCAUCAACCAAGCUUCUGCAGUGGUCCUCUGUAGCUCAGCUGGUAGAGCACGGCGCUUGUAACGCCAAGGUAGUGGGUUCGAUCCCCGGGACCACCCAUACACAAAAAAAUUAUGCACGCAUGACUGUAAGUCGCUUUGGAUAAAAGCGUCUGCUAAAUGGCAUAUUAUAUUAUUAUUACUAAUGUAUAGAAACAAAACCGUUACUUAACAAAUGCAAAGCUUGUGAACGAUACAGUAUGUCAUCUUCUGUUCCUCCCUGUGAGAGGUCUCUCUCUCUCUGUCUGAGUCUAUUGGCUUCAGCCUUGCCCUCUUCUUCUUCUCUCCUUCCUGCAUGUUGGCCUGGAACAACUUCUUCUUUUGCCUUAGCCGCCAUAAUCGUGACUCAGCUCACCACUCCCUACAUACGCAUCGCCCCCGCGGCUGGCGACAACCAACUAACAGGUCAGACCACAACUACUACUGCCCAGCUCUCUCCUCUCAUGACAUGUGGAUCUGUGUGUGUGUGUGUGUGUGUCUGGAUCCAUGACCUUGUGUGUCUGUGUUUGUGCCUUAUAACUUUUUAUAACCGCUAUAUCUGUUUGUGUUACAUUGUGUAGCGUGUCUAUUUAAGUGUUUAAAAACCAGGAUGUGCACUGACACGUGUUGUUUGGGAGACCGUCAAUGGUUAACUAGGUUACCAGAUAUGUUGAUUCCUGCCAUAGAGCUGACUUAAUAUUCAUACCCGCCAUUCGGUCAGUAUUCAUCGUAUUUAUAUCCUACAGAUAGUGUUACAAGGGGUUUGGUACCUGGAACACCUGUUUGUGUUGCAAAAACAUAGAAUUACAUUUUCAUUCAAGGGUGAUGUACGAGUUGAGCGGGCGGAAAAAAAUAUCAAUAUGGGCCUCGGGAAGCAAGCAAUAAACAGAGAAGCUGCGCACUGGCACGACAAAGCGGUCCUGCUUAACCUGCUGUCAGAAAAUUAAAUUUAAAUAUUUACCAGGCAGCUGCAGCAUCAAAGGAAAGAUGAAAACUUUCCAACUUCUGUUUAUACAAGAAGCCAAACGAUUCUCCCCAGUCUCACACAGUCAGACACUGUGAAAUGCAAAAUGUUCUCCUGUAAAAGUAAAAUAUUUAACCAUUGGAUGUUUUUUGCUUGUAAAGCGUCACAGGGAAUGAACAGGAUUUGAGAGGUAGAAAGGGGGUUAUUCGGAGGACACAAUGUCAAAAGUACUGAUGGAAAAGACAAAUUGUUACAAUAUGCAACACCGUUUGACACUUACAAUUUUCAGUUUCCACCAAAAGUUACGAUACUCAACCAACUUUUGCAGUUAACGUGUAUUAGGGUUGUCACGAUGCCAGAAUCGCGAUACUAGGAUACCUGAUUUUCCCGUGGCAAAAAUGGAAACACAAAGCAGACUGAACUCUUUGGUCCUUUAAAUACCUACUGUAUGUAACAUAUUGUGUGCUAUAGCUCUGGGUGACAAUAUAAGGCUGGUCGUUUCCAACAGUAGGACUGUUUUCCUCAGGAAAUUUAGUCCACUUCAUGUUUUAUUUCCUUGCUACGAUACCUUUGAGUAUCGAGAUACUGGUAUCGUGGCAACCCUAAUGUAUUUAUAAUUACUUAUCAAAGCAUGAGUCCGAUACAGCUAGUUUCAGUACAGGCUGGAUGGACAACAACAUCAACAACAUCGGUUUGGUCUCUAGAUAGCAGUGACCUGUCGGGGGUCGUUAAAUAUAAUUUGUUUUAUUUACAGUGUCCUGGGGACAUGUGGAGCUGAAAGCAGUGGAGGCCGCUGUGUGUUGUUAACCAGCUGUUGCAGUGUUUCAGGCCUUGACGUUGACACUCCCUCCUACAUAGCGCUACCGAGACCACAAUAUCCUCCAAGCACCUCGCUUAGUUUGAGUUUCACAUGAAACGGCUACGCGGAAAGCCCAAAAGCUCUACUGCCUUCUUCAAAGCCGGAGAUAUCUGCCGUUUAAACUUAAAAAUAACUAGUGUUUUCUGUCUCUCUGGGCAUUCGGUUUUCUAAUGACCCAUAAACAGAGAUGUCAAGGAGAGAGUUUGAAGUAGAAAAGCUUGGAGUGAAAGUUAAUAGUUGAAAAGUCCAACACAGCUGGAGAUUUUUUUACAUUUCCCAAACACAAACUGGAGAUGGCAAGGGAGUCAAUCUGACCUUGACUGUUCUGUCUUUUAGUUUAGGAAUAUAUUUAAAACCUCUGUUCUCAUGUAAACGACUGUUUUCUAUAUUUUUGCCCACACAAGGUCUACCUUAAACUGAGUGUACAAAACAUUAGGAACACCUGCUCUUUCCAUGACAUAGACUGACCAGAUUAAUCCAGGUUAAAUCUAUCUCUUAUUGAUGUCACUUGUUAAAUCAACUUACAUCAGUCUAGAUUAAGGGGAGGAGACAGGUUAAAGAAGGAUUUUAAAGCCUUGAGACAUUUGAGACAUGGAUUGUGUAUGUGUGCCAUUCAAAGGGUGAAUGGGCAAGACAAAAGAUUGAAGUGCCUUUGAACAGGGUAUGGUAGUAGGUGCCAGGCACGCUGGUUUGAGUGUAUCAUGAACUGAAACGCUGCUCGGCUUUUCACGCUCAACAGUUUCCUGUGUGUAUUAAGAAUUGUCCACCACCCAAAGGACAUCCAGCCAACCUGACAAAACUGUGGGAGACAUUGGAUCUAACGAAUUGAUGCUGUUCUGAGGGCAAAAGGGGGUGCAGCUCCAUAUUAGGAAGGUGUUCCUAAUGUUUUGUACAUUCAGUGUAUAACAGAGUCAGAAGUCCAUCUUUGGUUUUAUCUAGUGGUAUUCACAAUAUAUGGAAUAACGGAUUAAUUGGGAGCAGACAUUCUAAGAGACUGCGUGCCUGGUAGGUGAAUGCUGAUGACUGUCUGUCCCCCUCUGGACCCAACAUCUCAUUCAAGGUGGUCAACCAAGUCCACCUUGGUGUAGAACCUUGAGGGCGGCUGACCGUAUGACUCUGGAGCAUGUGUCAAACUCAUUCCACAGAGGGCUGAGUGUCUGCGGCGGGUUUUCGCUCCUCCCUUGUACUUGAUUGAUGAAAUAAGGUCACUGAUCAGUAAGGAACUCUCCUCACCUGGUUGUCUAGGGCUUAACUGAAAGGAAAAAACUAAAACCUGUGGACAAAGGCCUUCCAUGGAAUGAGAUUGACACCCCCUUCUCUAGAGAGUGAUCGGUGUGUUACACAUACUCUCACAGACUGCUGAAUGGUCACCUCUCUCUCCUAGGCCCUCUGUCCUACAGGCCUGCCCUCUCCUCUCUCCCCUCACUUCACCCAGACUCACCCUUUGGAGUAAAACACAAAUUCCCACUGCGGAAUGAGCCCCCCGCUUGCCGGCCCUCCUAUCCGUCACUGCGGUAACAACGAUAGGCACACAAGCUGCGGGUGAUGGAUGUUGUCACCCUUUGAUUGAAAAAGUGGCACUGGCAGGGAGGAAUAGAUUCGGGGGCCGGGGCGAAUUGGAACGGCGUGUCCCGACUAUUUUUCAUCCCGAACUCAUUUAGCGCGGGGAAAUGGAUAUUUCAUCGGGCCGCGGGUUGACGUUCCAUCACAUUAUACAGUAAACAGGAGAGCAGGAGGCUCCUUCUCUCUUUCUGUCUCACUCCAUCUCUUUCUAUCCCUCCUCUUUCUCUCCCCUCCCUCUCUCUUUCUGUCUCUCUCUCCUUCCUUUCCUCCUCUCUCUCCCUCCCUUAGAUGAGGGGAAGGCCCCAGUACUAGUGUUACACAGUGGCUCUGCUGCGAGGGGCCUGGUUAUCUGAUUGGAGCAGAUAUUAAAUUCCCUGGCCAUCGGUGUGAUCACCCGUCACUGCCUACUUUGGGAAUAAAUUGCCCCCAAGGAAGUAGUCCCCCUCUCACUUUUCUUGUUUGUCCACCGCCAUUCACCAUGCUACAGUGACCCGUGUAGCUCAGUUGGUAGAGCAUGGCGAUUGCAACGGCAGGGUUGUGGGUUCGUUUCCCACGGGGGGCCAGUAUAAAAAUAAAAACACGUAUGCACUCACUAACUGUAAGUCGCUCUGGAUAAGAGCGUCUGCUAAAUGACUGAAAUUUUUUAAUUUACAGUGGACAACACAGAUUUGAAUAUCCAAAGGCAAGAGAGGCAACGUGCACAUUGUGUCGUCCAAAGACAAUGGGUGUGUAAAAACGCACGGUUAAUGAGUUUAUCUGGCACUCUCAGGUGCAGGUGCAGGAGCUGAGGCGAGUGCAAAUGACUGCUUCAUUUAGGGAUGGAAGGAGGGAGGAAUGGAUGGAGGGAGGGAAAUAAGGUAGUGCAUAAGCAGGUCAUCCCAGGAGGGUGGCUGGAGGACAGACAGGGAGUGCACGGGGAAGCCGGAGAGAACAUGCAGCCACAUACAGGCCCUGCAAUACGAGAGCUGUGUAAAUGUCACUGUCGUCACUCUAAAAAAACUUUCUACAUUACAUGACAAUACAUUUAAUAUGGAAAGGGCCCAGCUCUGCAUUUUAUGAAGUCUAAUACAGUAAGGAGUCAGUAGUGCACACAUCAUUUAUUUGCCAUCUGGAAAAAGGGUAGUUGCUGGAGUUUUCCAACUCCUAACCACAGAGUUAGACCAGAGUUAGACCACCCAGUAGACUUAAAGACAGUGUUGUCAUAAUGAAGUAUAACAACAAUGUAUGAAUUCAAAUUUUUCUCGUUUCAAGCCUUUCCCUGUAGUCUAACAUAGUCAAUGCUCCACUGGCAACGGGUGCGGUCUUAAGUACUUGAUGAGAAUGAAGUGUGUGGUGAAUGAUGUGACAACCAUGAUGAUAAUGAUGACACGGAUCCAAAAUGGCCACCUGGUGAACGUUAUUGCCUAUACUCUUUGAUCACCAGGGACUGCGACCAGGAAGCCUGACGCGGUGGAGCCGGAGAAGCAGACGGAUCACACGGUAAAGAUCGCCGGAGUCAUCGCCGGUGUCUUGCUCUUCGUCAUCAUCUUCCUCGGUGUGGUGCUGGUCAUGAAGAAA
Messenger RNA from Coregonus sp. 'balchen', 16449 nucleotides. The record is from the annotation of a GenBank genome assembly. NCBI's taxonomy places the organism in Eukaryota, Metazoa, Chordata, Actinopteri, Salmoniformes, Salmonidae.